CGAACCACAGCAUGCUUGAUUGACAAGGGGGGAAAAGGGGAUCAGCAGAAGAAACGCGGCAAGGGUUGCGCUGCAUGGAAGGGUUCCUCGAAGAGGGUUCCACAAGUUCGCGGUUGGUCUCGGACACGCAGCAUCCCCGAACGUGCAGCCAGAUCUUACCCUUCCAAGAUCGCGCGCAGACGUCUCUGAUCGAUCCGUUUUGAUGUGCGCAGGACUGGACGGCCCGGGGAAUGGUAACAGAUAAGGCGGCUCCAGAUCAGCGCCUUCGUACGGUGAACUCCGACCUGACCUCAGGAAAAGUAUGUUGCAUCCAAGUGAUGAUGCCGUCGACGAUUUAGAACACAUAUUUAGUAGCCACGAGUCGGCGGUCAAAAACACGGCUUUUCCGGGAUGCAAAAACAGGGUGUCCUGCAUGAAACUGCCGGCGACCCCCUUAUGUGUCCUAUCUGUCCGUUCCCGGGUUUGACGGCAUGCAAGACGCAACAACGGCACAGAAGCCCAAGACAGACGCAGGACGACACAAUCGGAGGCACAUCUAGCAGGUAAGUGUCGCAGGGUGCGUGGUGCAGCUCGAGUACCGGGGAAUGCUGUGCUUAAAGUUGGACAGGCGUGUGGACGGA
This is a messenger RNA of Parathielavia appendiculata, 620 nucleotides long. RefSeq lists its product as uncharacterized. The record is from RefSeq and is a predicted model, not a curated record. The coding region runs from base 391 to 546 and encodes 51 amino acids. Lineage: Eukaryota; Fungi; Ascomycota; Sordariomycetes; Sordariales; Chaetomiaceae. The transcript has a single exon.